UCCUGGUUUCAUCCACAAACCCUUCGCCCUCCAAAUAUUUCUUGAAGAAGCUCUUGGAGUAGCUGACAGCAAUGCUCUGAUGAUGGGUCUCAGAGAAGUGUGAAGGGCAGCACUCCAGAAACCAACACUGAAGAUAAUCCACCUCCCUCCAGAAAAUCUUCCAGACAGAAUACUCCUGUUUCCAGCAGCAUGGCCUCUGAUCUGGAAAGCAGUCUCACUUCCAUAGACUGGCUCCCACAGCUUACUUUAAGGGCUACUAUUGAGAAACUAGGGGGGUCCUCACAAGCAGGCCCUCCGGGAGCUGCCCGGAAGUGCGCCCCAGGCUCGCCGACAGACCCCAACGCCACCCUGAGCAAGGACGAGGCGGCGGUGCACCAGGACGGGAAGCCGCGCUACAGCUACGCCACGCUGAUCACCUACGCCAUCAACUCCUCCCCGGCCAAGAAGAUGACGCUCAGCGAGAUCUACCGCUGGAUCUGCGACAACUUCCCCUACUACAAAAACGCCGGCAUUGGCUGGAAGAACUCCAUUCGUCAUAACCUCUCCCUGAAUAAAUGUUUCCGGAAGGUGCCUCGACCGAGAGAUGAUCCUGGAAAGGGCUCCUACUGGACCAUCGACACGUGUCCAGACAUCUCCCGCAAGAGGCGGCAUCCUCCGGAUGAUGACAUGCCACAAGACUCCCCAGAGCAAGAGGCGAGUAAAAGCCCCCGAGGGGCUGUUCCAGUCAGCACAGAAGCAUCUUUGCCACCUGAGGCAACCUCCCAGCUGUCACUCCAGAGCACCACCCCCAUUGCCAACUACAGUCAGGGUGCAGGGCCUGUGGAUGUUGCCUCUACUGUAGCAGGGGGGCAGGGCCGUGAAGGGGCUGAUGUGCCAACUCCACUGUACAGUGCCAACCAUGACUUCAAAUUCUCCUAUUCUGAGAUCAACUUCCAGGAUCUUAGCUGGUCCUUCCGGAAUCUCUACAAAUCCAUGCUGGAGAAAUCCUCUUCCUCCCAGCACGGUUUCUCUUCUCUCCUUGGUGAUAUGCAGCCCUCCAACCACAACUACUACAUGUACCAACAGCAGCAGCAGCAAGGCCCUUCAUCAGUGGGUGCUGCCACUCCACUCCACACUCCAACCCCAGAGGGUUGUCCAUCCCAAGGGGGAAAACAGCAGGGUGGUGAAGGUUAUGGCCCUCCACCAGUGAUGUCCAUGCAUCCACCCCCAAUGCAGCAUGGAGGCUACCACCAGCAUCAACAACAUCACCCACACUCCCACCCACAACAGCAGCCACACCAGCAGCAGCAGCAGCAGUCACAGGCUUCAAUCAACAGUGCUGGCUUUGCUUUCCCCCCUGAUUGGUGCUCCAACAUUGACUCCCUGAAGGAAAGCUUCAAGAUGGUAAACCGGCUGAACUGGUCUAGCAUUGAGCACUCCCAGUUCUCAGAGCUGAUGGAGAGUCUGCGCCAGGCUGAGCGGAAGAACUGGACGCUGGAUCAACACCACAUUGCCAACCUCUGCGACUCCCUUAACCAAUUCCUUACCCAGACUGGGCAGCUCCCUCAUCUGGUUGGCCCACAACAGCCCCCUCGAAUCUCUGAUUCUUGUGCCCUGAACAGUGGCAAACAGGAGCAACCCAUGAAUCAAGUCAAUUCCUAUGGUCAGCCCCAGCCUCCCCAUCUCUUCUCUGGGCCGUCUCCUAUGUAUCAGAUUUCCACCCAGGACUCUCCAGGAUACAAUCGCCCAGCUCACCAUCUGGUUCCUCGGCCUCCAGGGCCUCCUCCAGGUGCCAAUGAGGAAAUCCCUGAUGAUUUCGACUGGGACUUAAUCACCUAGCAAAUUACAGACUCGAUAGCCCGUCCUUUGUGAAGGACGAGGGAGGGGAGGGGGACAGGGGGCCAGCGGUGCCAGCACCACCCUCCCCAGCCUCCCUGCCUCACCUGUGUAUAGAUCUAUAUUCUUUAUCUCCGCCAGAGAAGCCACCGCAAGAUGCUGCCGAAGAUAAUCCUUCCUUGCCUCCUGUUUUUUUUUUCUUCUUUUUCUUUUGGUUAUUAUUAUUAUUGUUAUUAUUAUUACCAAUAAUUGAGCACAGCCCUCCCCCUCCUCUGGUGGCCUCGGGCGCAUCAGAAUGGCUUCUUUCAUGUCGUGUGGAGGGCAGAAAGAUGGGUCCUCGGUGCCCUGAAAAGACCUCGCAAGGCUGAGUCCUCGAGCGCAUCUUCCUCUGCCUCCGUUGUUUCCCGGUUAACAAUCCCUCUUUCCCUUCAAGGUGGCCAGCAAACCUGCCACGUUGGCUACCGGAGUGAGAGAGCCUAGUGAACCCUGGCGGCCUCUACUUUUGUUGUCUCAUGAAUGUCGUGACGGUCAGGGGGCUAAAGGGACACUGGAGCACGUCUUAGCUCUGUGAACUUUCUGGCACCGGGAGGAAAAGUAGAGUUCCCAAGUGCAAAAGGAAGGGGUAAUCCCUAAGGCAGGGAGAGCUGAGCUGGGAGGGUAGCCCUUAGUUUGGAGAAAGGAGAAGGUAGCAGAGAGGACAUUUCAGCAGAAAAGUUGAGUUUAGGAGUGCUGUGUCAUCCGUGAGGACUGAGAGCGUGAGGGAGUUCUGCCCUGCUCUGUGCACUGCCUUUUGCAGUCUCCAAGUGAAACAGCCACAGCUGUCAGACGAAGCAGCAGUCAGGGGUGGCACGUGGUUCAGCAAAUGCCAGUCCCCAGAGCUUUUCAUGUCACCCCACACCUCUUCAGACCCUUCUUCAGAAUGUGUCACGAGGCUCUUACUUGCACAUGCAAAUUGGGAAGUUUCCUUCCAUCAGUACUUUUUCAGUUGCCAGCCCCUUGCAUUUCUUUGGAGACUGUCCUUGCCUGCAGUUGGAGAGUGGCCAAAGCCAGGAGCCUUGUGGCUUGGGUGCAAGUUCUCAGUCAGUGGUUCCCCUUUGGGGAAUAAGCUAAUGGUGGGGAGAGAAAGCUGCUGCUCAGAGGGGAGAUGGAGUAGAGGAGUUCUGGUCAAAUAACUGGGAGGCCCUCACGAGAGGGUUUUGUAAGAGGUACAUGAGAAGAGAGAGGACAAAGUGGGGCAACUGUUUUAAACCAAACAGACAGAGGUCAGUAUAAAAGGGAGGAGGAUGGGUCUCCCCUUGCAGUGUGGCUGGGGAGAUGAUGGAAUCGGGUGUAAGUCCUGAGGAAUAAGGGUUGUCAGCACUUGCAAAUCAGGAAGGCAGAGAAGGUGCCAGGAACAAGAGAGAGUGUUGAGACUCCAUCCCCAAAGCUGUGUCCUGUGUUCCCCUUUUUUCUGGUAUGGGCCCAUUCUGCCAAACCUCUUGAGAUCCCUCUUGGUGUUCUGUAAAUCCUCCCCCCAGCCCUUAUUCCCUCUCUGCCAGUGAAGGGAACCGAGAUGACCUGAAACCAUCGUGGCCACUUGACAGGCUCGGGGCAGGGCAGGAGUAGUAUCUGCUCUGGCUGCUGCCAGGUGGGGAGCUGGCCUGGCAUGUUCCUGUGCUGUAGGGGUACAGCAGUCGGACCUUGGUCAGGGAAGAGGACAGCCUGGACGUGCUGCGGGGAGGGGACAGGCAGUUUUGGUUUGUUGGGUUUUUUGUUUGUU
This is a messenger RNA of Dryobates pubescens (Downy woodpecker), 3574 nucleotides long. RefSeq names its product forkhead box J2 (gene FOXJ2). The record is from RefSeq and is a predicted model, not a curated record. Lineage: Eukaryota; Metazoa; Chordata; Aves; Piciformes; Picidae. Gene Ontology annotation, biological process: regulation of transcription by RNA polymerase II. The coding region runs from base 190 to 1818 and encodes 542 amino acids. Gene Ontology annotation, molecular function: RNA polymerase II cis-regulatory region sequence-specific DNA binding; DNA-binding transcription factor activity, RNA polymerase II-specific. Gene Ontology annotation, cellular component: nucleus. The transcript is spliced from 11 exons.